AAGUAGCUGGCGCAGCAGUCCGCUGACUGUUGAGUCAACAGCAGCAAGAGAGCGAGACACACACACACACACACACCGACACACACAACAGAUGCAAUGACACGGGCACCGGACCGCUCCUUCGACGACUGACAAUCCCCUCCCAAAGAUUUUAUUUUUGUGCGUUUGCUUAGACAUUUAUACAAAUUGAUCGCUGAAUGCGUCCAUACUUGUGCGAGCGAGUGAGCUUGCUGCUGAUUUCGAUCGAACUUGCUGCAAGCUAGCUGUUAGCUGGCUGGCUAGCUGCUAACCCUGCAGGCAUCCAAGUGGCCGCACAAAACAUGUGGAUCGUCGCGGCGGAGACCCCCGGGACCACUCUAGCUUUACUCCGCGGGACGCGAGUUUCAAGCGGCCGCUGACUGGACGCCACCAAAGCCUCUGUGGAGGAGAAAGAGCAACAAAUCUCCAGGACCAGAUUGCCCUCCCAACUUUUUGCCUCUCAGACAGACGGCGUGGGACCAUGCUGACCAUCCUCGCUGCUGGCUCCGUCUUCUUUCCGGGCCUCUUCCUUCUGUCCAAGCAGUGUCUCAAGUCCAUCCCGGCGCUGCGAUGGAGCGAAGGCGACGCCGUCAUCGUGUCGGCAAGGUUGGUGUCGUCGAUUCAGGCGGUCAUGGCUUCUUCAGCCGGCUACAUAAUCGCUUCUUCCUGCGAUGACAUCAUCGAGGAUCAGCACUGGCUGACCAGCAGUUACAUCUUGUUUGCCGUUCCCUACUUCGUGUACGACAUCUACGCCAUGUUCAUGUGCUACUGGUACAAGCUGAGGGUCAAAGGGCACGAGGAGGCCUCGGCCGCCCCCCUGCACGUGGCGUCGGCGCUGACUAGCUACCUGCGCCGCGAGUUCCUCAUGGUGUUACACCACGUCGUCAUGGUUACCGUCUGCUUCCCCGUUUCUGUGUUUGUGCGUCAAGGAAAGGGAGAUUAUUUCCAGGGCAUCAUGUUCAUGGCCGAGCUCAGCACUCCGUCGGUCUGCUUAGGAAAGAUUCUCAUCCAGUACAAACAGCAACACACACUCCUGCACAAAGUGAACGGGGCUCUUAUGCUGAUCACUUUUUUCAUCUGUCGAGUCCUCCUCUUCCCUUACCUCUACUACGUCUAUGGAAGGUACGCCUCCAUUCCGUUCCACUUGGUCCCCCUGUCGGUGCCCUGGCACACUAACCUCGGGGCCGCCCUGCUCAUGGCGCCGCAGCUCUAUUGGUUCUGUCUCAUUUGUCGGGGCGCCCUGCGACUCUUCAUGGGCACCUCCCGCUCCCAGAGACGGCGCGCGGCCACCACGGACGGCGGCGCGGCGGCGGCCCAGUCAGCCAACGGCUUCCGAGUGCCCUCCGCCGAGCCCGACUUGGCCACCCACUGAGAGGAGUCGGGGGCGGGCGUGGCAGGAAAGGGGGGCGUGGGGGGGGAGGCGAAUGUACCAAUGUCACGGGGUGGGGAGACAAGUAGCAAAGCGGCGAAGGUUAAAAGGCUACAGACGAUGUCCUCAAAUAGCGCUGGAGUCUUUGCAGGCCGCUCGCAGCAACCGCCGGGAAAGUCGGCUUUGCUGGCCUUCAAGCACUUCAGCCUCUCACUUUGUAGGCGUAAACACAAGAGUGCUGUCGCUCUCUGAUGAUGUCAUCGGGGCACUGUGACAGGAAGGAACGCGCACUGACCUGAGAGGAUUUAGCCUGGAUGUAUAGCAAAGCAUAGGCCACCUUUUUCCUUCAUGUAGAUCAAAUCGUGACCUCGCGGGAAGAGCAGGUCCGUAGGAAUGUAUUAUAGUGUAUGUUAGAACAUUUGCUGUAGACGGAUGGCAGUUAUAGCAACCGAGACGACCAAAAAAAAAAAAAAAAAAACCUGCUGAAGGAAAUUCCGGCUUCUUAGUGUUUCUCUGUAUCCUCUAUGUAGUCACUGUCACUCUAACAUGGACGAGCAACCCACAGACUGGGAGAUCAUCUCGUAGGACUGCAUUCUGCUGCCUUAUCCCCCUUUUUCCACAAUUUUGCUCUUUGUUUGAUUUUCAUCCUCAGAGGAGACGGGGACAAAUGUGACGGGUGUACAUAGCGCCGAUUUCCAUGUCAGUGUUAGGGCAGUGUUCCGUUUUAAAAAAAAUAAUGUUUUCAUUUAGUGUUGAUCAAGGACGCCUCACCUCCGUCGGUUUACACAAACGAGCCCCGAUUCCCUCGCGCAGCUACGUGUAGAUACGACGUCAUUCCGAUGAUCGCAAACGCAACAGGGCACACUUUGAAAGGAUGGGCGCUGGAGUUGCUGAGCUAAAAGAAAAUAUUUGUUCAGUUGGCCAAAAUAUCUCGCGCAUGGUCAUUUCUAAUAUUGUCAAAAGGCAUUAUUAAGGGACCCCCGCCAUGUUGCACUUUGAAGGGGAAACAGUAUUGUGGGGAAACAUUCCCUCGUAAUUUACACGCAGCCCGGAGUCACAAAAACAAACAUUUAUCCAUUUCAGUGUUUUUAAUUUAUGUAUUUAUUUUGCGACUUUUUACAUUGUGCAAAUUGCACCGCAGGUUCUAUGAACCUUGGUUUGUUUUUUUUGUUUUUUUUAAACAGACCGGCUGGCUUAGUCACUUUAAUGUGUUGGUUUUAAAGUUGCAGCUGCACUCCCUUGGAAAUGGGUCAUGGCUAAAAAAAAUAUAUAUAAUAAUAUAUAAAAGGAGAGAAAUGCGUGCCAAAACAUCUGGAAUACUAACCGGGCAUGUCGAACACAUUACCCACCCCUCCCUUCAGCCCCAGCUCAACCCGAACGUACCGUAUAUUCCACCAAAUGCUUAUUUAUUUGUAAGUAUGUAUUUAUUUAUUUAUUUGGUUUGUGGUUCUGAAUGCAUAUUUAUGCAUCCGUAUUAUACUCGAUGCUUCGGAGCCUGAUGUGAAGGCCGUAAUGUUACUCAAACUUAAUCGGAAAUAUACUUCUCUGUCCUGAUUGUC
Syngnathus acus (greater pipefish) is the source of this 2946-nucleotide messenger RNA. RefSeq names its product TLC domain containing 3Bb (gene tlcd3bb). Gene Ontology annotation, cellular component: endoplasmic reticulum; membrane. Bases 500 to 1390 code for a protein of 296 amino acids. The record is from RefSeq and is a predicted model, not a curated record. Gene Ontology annotation, biological process: ceramide biosynthetic process; lipid homeostasis. NCBI's taxonomy places the organism in Eukaryota, Metazoa, Chordata, Actinopteri, Syngnathiformes, Syngnathidae. The transcript has 7 exons. Gene Ontology annotation, molecular function: sphingosine N-acyltransferase activity.